AUGAACAAGGUACUUGCUCUUUACCUUGAUCAGUUUGUCGUUGUUUACCUUGAUGAUAUUGUUGUGUAUAGCAACACUUUGAAAGAGCACGUAGAGCAUCUAAGGCUAGUGUUCAAAGCUUUGCGGGAUAACGAGCUCUACGUCAAAAAUGAGAAAUGCUCUUUUGCCCAACGAGAGGUGGCAUUCCUUGGGCAUAUCGUUGGCGAUGGAAAGCUACGGAUGGAUGGUUCAAAGGUGAAGGUCAUCCAAGAUUGGGAGCCGCCAACCAAGGUGACCGAGUUGAGAUCUUUCCUUGGUUUGGUGAACUAUUAUCGGAGGUUCAUCAAGGGCUAUUCUUCCAUUGCCACUCCUUUGACGGAUCUAUUAAAGAAGGGUCGUGCUUGGGAUUGGUCUACGAAGCGCCAACAAGCCUUUGAAGGGCUAAAGAAGGCCAUCAUGGAGGAGUCGGUCUUAGCACUUCCCGACCAACUAAGGCAUUCGAAAUCCACACAGAUGCUUCCGACUUUGCUAUUGGUGGAGUACUUAUGCAAGAGGGGCAUCCAAUAG
Messenger RNA from Ricinus communis (castor bean), 546 nucleotides. RefSeq lists its product as uncharacterized. Bases 1 to 546 code for a protein of 181 amino acids. The transcript has a single exon. The record is from RefSeq and is a predicted model, not a curated record. NCBI's taxonomy places the organism in Eukaryota, Viridiplantae, Streptophyta, Magnoliopsida, Malpighiales, Euphorbiaceae.